AUGGAUGAGCCGCCGAGCUCGUUGCCGGCCGACGCCACCGUGUCGAGGGAGCCGGCCAGGGCUACCGCCGUCGCCGGAGGCCCGCGCGUGCCCUGGCCCGGCUCGCCUUCGUGGGCUGGCCUCCGCGGUGCCCGGCGCCAGAGGAGGAUGGGGAGCAGGGGUCGUGGCCGCGGCUGCCGCGCGCACCCCGCCCUGCUCGCCAUGCCGCGCGCGUUCGCCGCACGCUUGCCGGCCUCAAGGGCGCGUCCGCCACGUGCACCCUGCCCUGCUCGCCGGCGCUCCGCCCCCUGCUCCGGCCGCGCGCGCUCCGCGGCAGCUCCUUCCUCCCGCGGCGGCUGGAGCAUGAAGGUGUCGCCGCCACCCGCGCGAGGUUCCGCGCCGCGCCGUCCUGCCCGCGCGCGGGAUGCCUGGCCGAUCCCGCCGCGCGCCGGCUCCGCCUCGUGCAGGCCACCGGAGCUCGUGGCGGAGGGGUGCGAGAUGCCUGAGUUGCAUUGCCAAAUCCGGACGCAGUCGAUAGAUGAAUGGUCAAAAAUAGACUUUAUCCUAAUAACUAAUAACUAUGAUCAUGAGGCCAUCUGUGCGAGUCAACUCAUAACACCCUCCCCUCGCCCUUCACUCUCGCCGUCUCGCGCGGCUCCUCCUGCCCCGGCGGCGCGCCGCCCUUGCCCGGGGACCGGGGCGGGAGGCGGGAGCGGCGCCGAGGCCUACACAACAGACGAGGCGCUGUCGCGGCUCGGCUUCGGCCGGUUCCAGGCGCUCCUGCUUGGGUUCCUGGGCACCGGCUGGGUCGCGGAGGCCAUGGAGGUCCUGCUGCUGUCCUUCGUGGGCCCGUCCGUGAAGGAGGAGUGGGGAGUCUCCGGCGGGGCAGAGGGCCUCAUCACCAGCGUCGCCUUCGCCGGCAUGCUCCUCGGGGCGUGCGUCGGUGGCCUCGUCUCCGACAGAUACGGCAGACGGGCUGGUUUUCUAUUCACUGCAAUCGUCAGUGGUGUGCCUGGUUUUCUCUGCGCGUUCUCACCUAACUAUGCGACCUUGCUGGCUUUGCGCUUCGUCGUUGGCCUUGGCCUGGGUGGCAGCCAUGUGCUCCCUACUUGGUUCCUGGAGUUCGUCCCGGCUGAAAACAGAGGUUCCUGGAUAGCUGCUUUUACAUGUUUCUGGACCCUUGGAACAAUAUUAGAGGCUCUACUUGCUUGGGAGCUGGAAUUUCUAGCCAGCCUAAACAAUUGGAGAGCAUCCGCAACUCCAACAUAUGACUGCAUCUUUUCAGAAAACAGAAAUAAAGUGUUAAUGACAUUCGAGGAACAAUCCCCUCGGCUAUCAUGCCAAUACUUGGAUGAAGAUGGUUACUUGCAUUUUCCUCCACGCCAUGUUUCAUACUGCUUUUUUUCUCUAGUGUGAUACCUGAAUCACCAAGAUACCUUUGCUCAAGAGGUAAAAUAAGUGAAGCUAUGCUUGUCCUGGAGAGAAUGGCAAGAAUGAAUAACAGUACGCUCCCUCCUGGCACUGUAACCUCUGAACCAAAAAGGAAAGAGGACAACUAUGAUUCGUCUGUUACAACACUUCUACUUAUGACAGAAGACAACCUCGGACAUGAUGAGGGCACAAGCACCAAAUCCAGUUACAAAAAUAUAUUUCGAGCUUUUUGGUCACGUGAUCUGAUUCGAUCAACUCUUCUUCUUUGGCUUGUCCAUUUUGCAAGUUAUUUUGCCUAUUAUGGACUAGUAUAUCUAAUCUCUGAACUAAGCAGUGGUAGGAGUCAACCUAAGGAUUCCACCAUUUACAUAAAUGUGUUGGUGACCAGUUUUGCAGGUAAUAUUGUGGUUUUCUGCAGGUAACCAUUUACAUAAUAUUGCAGGUAACCAUUUACAUAUUGUGGGCUUAACAAAAUUUAAUCAGAAUGAUGAAUGUUUCCUUCCGAUUUUCAGUAGCUGCUGCUAGUUUGAGUUAAGAUAUGAUCUCUAACUAUCCUGGAAGAAACUUCUGCUCAUGUUGUACAUAUUAUUCCUAGAUUAUUUUCUUGGCAAACGAUUGUUGUUCUCGUUUGGAAUUUAGAUUUAUUGUUCUGGGAGUGUGGUUAUUAUCAAUAUAAAAAAUCAUAUCCUUUAAUCAAAUAGUAGGUAAAACAAAACAAUUAAACUGCAGCAUAUUUAGUAACUGCAGAACAUGGUUCUAAAGACACUAUUUCCUGUUUGCCAAAGAAAAAUGAAAAGGUUAUACAAUUAUUGAUUGCAAUUGUUGUUCUGUCAAAUAUUAUUCAAAUGCUACUUUCUAAGAAGAAUUAAUUAAGUAUUUUAAUAGCUAAAGCCUUUGCUUUAUUUGUGGCAGAGUUUCCUGGUCUUCUUUUGGCAGCGCUACUGAUUGACAGGAUCGGUCGGAGAGUAACACUGGGAUGCAUGAUUUUGUUGUGCUGUGCCUUUAGUGCACCGCUUUCUAUACAGUUGAGAGAAGGUUUAUCAAUCAUCCUUCUCUUCUGUGCACGCACUUGUGUUAUGGGGGGCUUUGCUGUUCUUCAUGUUUAUUCCCCUGAGAUCUACCCUACAUCUUGUCGCAACACCGGAGUUGGGUUUGCUAAUUUCAUUGGUCGAGUUGGAAGCAUCGUUGCUCCUCUCACGAUAACUGCAUUGCUAGAGAACCACCACCAGAAAGAAGCCGUGCUUGUGAUGGAUCUGGCACUUUUUCUUGAAGGAGUGGCGUGUACCUUGUUUCCUCGAGACCAAGGGCCGUGAAAUUCAUUGAUACUUCAGAAUCAGAUGUAUAUCAUGUCAUUGUCAUCAUUGUAACAUUUCUUAUACCAUCAACUUUGUCAGGCUUGUAUAGCCCCAGCUUUGACGAUGGAGCUACUGCCUGUAUAGAUAACUGUGGAUAGAAAUAGGCAAAUCAAAAUUCUUCCUUUUAUUUUCUCCUUUAUAUCACCUGCCUCAAGUCCCAAAUUCGUAUUGGAAUAUGGGAAUACACGUCUCAAGCUGUACUUCCAUAUGUAGGCUAGUUAUAUCUGAACAGAUUGUUUUAGCUGUAUAAAAUUUGUGUACAGCUUACAUUAAGCUAUUUUGUGAUCGUCGAAAUUGAUGUUUUCUA
Panicum virgatum (switchgrass) is the source of this 3072-nucleotide messenger RNA. RefSeq lists its product as uncharacterized. The coding region runs from base 1 to 1395 and encodes 464 amino acids. The transcript has 6 exons. Gene Ontology annotation, cellular component: membrane. The record is from RefSeq and is a predicted model, not a curated record. NCBI's taxonomy places the organism in Eukaryota, Viridiplantae, Streptophyta, Magnoliopsida, Poales, Poaceae. Gene Ontology annotation, biological process: transmembrane transport. Gene Ontology annotation, molecular function: transmembrane transporter activity.